Frieseomelitta varia is the source of this 2480-nucleotide messenger RNA. Its product is annotated as dnaJ homolog subfamily C member 2. The coding region runs from base 146 to 2005 and encodes 619 amino acids. The transcript has 5 exons. Gene Ontology annotation, molecular function: ribosome binding; Hsp70 protein binding. The record is from RefSeq and is a predicted model, not a curated record. Lineage: Eukaryota; Metazoa; Arthropoda; Insecta; Hymenoptera; Apidae. Gene Ontology annotation, cellular component: cytosol. Gene Ontology annotation, biological process: 'de novo' cotranslational protein folding; regulation of translational fidelity.
UAAUGUAGCUACGAAACUCGAAGUAACGUGGUCGUUUCGGAGCACGUUCGGAGCGAAAUGUCCGUAAUACGAUAGUUCGUUCGUUUGUGUUUUCUUCGAAAUUUUUCUAAAUAAUUUGUAAACGUUAACAUUUUAUUAACAGCUAAUGAUGACGAACGAUGUAAAUGACAACAAUUUCGCUAAGUUAAAUGCAGUAUCUGAUUCAUCGAGGAUGGAAACGUGUAAAGCCGGGCCUGUAGUCCUGUAUUCAACCGCGCAAGCAUGGGCAACACAGUUUCAUCGUAGUCUUAUGCCUGCCAGGAUAUCGGAAUCGUCCGACGAAGAAGAUUUUUCACAGUAUCAGUUUGAAGAUGACUUGGAGUACCUUAGGUCAUUGGACCCAAAGGAGUGGAAAGAUCAAGAUCAUUAUGCAGUGCUAGGCUUGAAAAAGCUCAGGCACAGAGCAACCGAAGAUAUUAUAAAAAGGGCUUAUAAGCAGAAAAUUCUUAAACACCAUCCCGAUAAACGCAAGGCUAUGGGCGAGGAAAUCCGGGCGGACGACGAUUAUUUCACCUGCAUAACACGGGCCUGGGAGAUUUUGGGAAAUCCAAUGAAACGGCGGAGUUACGACAGCGUGGAUCCAUAUUUUAGCGACGAUUUGCCAGACGAGAAAGACUGUAAAAGUAAUUUCUACGUGGUAAUGGGUAAAGCGUUUAAAGAGAAUGCUAGAUGGUCUACGAAAAAGCCAGUACCGCGCUUGGGUGGACCGGACACACCUAGGGACAAAGUAGAAAAAUUUUAUUCGUUUUGGUACGAUUUUGAUUCGUGGCGCGAAUAUUCCUAUUUGGACGAGGAGGACAAAGAAAGUGGCCAGGACCGAGAUAUGCGUAAGUGGAUCGAGAAGAAGAACAAAGCGACGCGAGCGAAACGGAAGAAGGAGGAAAUGACUCGUAUACGUACGUUGGUUGACACUGCUUACAACAUGGACCCGAGAAUAAAAAAGUUCCAGCAGGAGGACAAAGAUAAGAAAACGGCGGCGAAGAAAGCAAAGCAAGAGGCGGCAAAAGCAAGGCAGCAAGAAGAAGAGAGAAUAGCGAGGGACGCUGCAGAGAAGGAAAGACUGGAGAGAGAGAAACGGGAGAUUGAGGAAAAAGCGAAGCUGGACGCGCUUAGACAGGAGAAGGAGGCGCAGAAGAAGGCGCUCCGUAAGGAGAGAAAAGCGCUGAGAGAUUUUUGUAAAGCCAACAAUUACUUUGCCAAGAACUCGGAGGAGAGUAUCAGGCACAUGGAAAGCGUUGAAAAAAUUUGCGAGCUCUUUAAGUUGGUUCAAUUGGAGGAGGCGAUGAAGAAAUUACAAACCGAGGGUAGAACGGCUUUUCUUGGUAUCGUGGAAGAGACUGAGAAGAAAAUAGAAGCUGAACGUAGAGCUGGCGUUAUUUCCAACGAUAUGCGAAACACACCGGAGAAGCAAGUGAAAUCCCAUACUGCUCCAUGGAGUGAGCAAGAUUUACAGCUUUUGAUAAAGGCGGUAAAUUUAUUCCCAGCAGGGACGAAUCAACGCUGGGAGGUAGUUGCCAACUUUAUCAAUCAACACAGUACUUCUUCCACUGGUGUCACGCGCGACGCGAAGGAAGUCCUUGCGAAGGCUAAAGAUCUGCAGUCGACUGACUUCAGUAGAUCCAGUUUAAAGGAGCAAGCAAAUAAAAAAGCUUACGAUAAUUUCAUUGCCGAGAAGAAGACCAAGGAAUCUGUCGAGGAUCGAAUGCCAGCCGUCACGGAACGUUUGGAUCAUCCUGUAUCGAACGGUGUCAGUCUCGAGCAAAAAGAUUUCAAGAAAGAGCCUUGGACACCUGCAGAGCAGAAACUUUUGGAGCAAGCGUUGAAGACUUACUCUACCAGCGUGCCUGACAGAUGGGAUCAGAUAGCAGCGUGUAUUCCAACCAGGACGAAGAAAGAGUGCAUGAGGAGGUACAAGGAGCUGGUCGAACUCGUCAAAGCAAAGAAAGCAGCACAAGUGAUGAAAUAAUAUUAGUUUGCUCUUAACAUGAAAAUUCUUUUUAACUUAUUAAAUUACAAACAAACAAUUGCAAUUGAGUUUGGAAGACGGAUGAAUGUUAGUUUUCACCGAACGUCGGCUAUUGUAUAUACUUGUGCCUUGCUUUAAUUUGUACAUGCACAGUUUGCAACGGUUUUAGAAGUGUUCUGCUAGCUAUACGCAAGAAAGCAAUUACCGCACCUAGUGACUAUAUUUAUCGCAAACAAAUUAACUGCAUGGAAAAUCGUGGUCCCAAGGUUUCGAGUUGACGCUCCCGAAGAUGAACCCUCUUCUUCCCCUCCCCUCUUUUUCCUUUUUUCCUCCCUCUCUCCGUGUAACAACUGUUUUGCAAUCGAGCGAUCGAAAUGUGUUGUAAGUAAUGUAAAAUACGAUACUAGAAAGCAAUCGCCGUUUAGAUCGAAGCGUACAUACUUUAUAUACAUAAAGACGAACGAUAUUUCGAAAA